AUGAUCCGGAACCACAAUAAUACCCGCCCCAAGGGCUUCGAUAACCGGCCACACGACCCUCCCAGUGUGGGUAUGCAGCGAGGCUCUGGUGGCUUGCCACCUGGUGGCCCUGGCGGCUUUCAGCAAUUCCAAUCGCUUCAGCAACAACAGCAGCCCCAGCCGCAGCCCCAGCCCCAGCAGCAACAGCAACAACCGCAGCAGCAGCAAGGACCGCAGAGCACGAACGGGACUGCAGAGGGUAGCGGGAGCAUGGGCGCGCCAGGGCAAGAGAUGAAUCUGGCAGGCGUGCUGCAUUACCUGCAGAGCGAGUGGAGGCGGUGGGAGAGAGAUAGGAAUGAGUGGGAGAUUGAGCGAGCAGAGAUGAGGGCUCGUAUCGCGUUGCUGGAAGGUCAAAGAAGAUCAGCAGAAAACUUGAAAGUAGAUCUGCUUCGACGUGUCAAGAUGCUCGAAUUCGCGUUGCGACAAGAGAGGACAAAGACUGUCAGUGUCGGCGGUAAGCCGCACAGCGUGCCCCCUGCUCGAUUGGCUGCUGUUCAGGAUGAAGACAAGCUUUCGAGUAGCGAGAAGGAGGGUAGUGGAAGUGAAGGGAGCCAAGAGGAUUUGCCCAAGCUUAACGGUAUUCACCCGGCUGCAAUCGGCAAAUCAUCUACCAUCGCCUCACGGUCCCAUCCCCUCGAGACGGGCCAGUGGAAGGGCAUUGGCGCAGCCGCUGCCAAGGACCCUAAAGCUCGGGCUAGAAGUCGAGAGUACUUGAAGCAAUGUCUGCAAGAAAUAACCUACCUCACCUCUCCUGGUGCUCUCAACCCUUUACCGCCCCAUCCUCCUGUAGACCCGUCUCUUAUCCCCGGCCCGGAUACAUCCGACCCCAGCAACCCUCAGCCAGACCCUUUCGACCGUCCACGGAAAGAAAUCAUCGAGGUGCCUUCUGCGCCUUUCCCUAAACCGCGACAGGAGCACAAGGAAAGUGAAGAGCUGCCCAAUGGCGAGGCGUCAACCCAAGGUGCACAGCCUGAAGAGAAACAGAUCCCUGCUCCGAUCCCUCCAAGGAUGCAAGAGAAGGAUAACAAACCGCCAUCGUCUCCUGCGCCGAAAAAGAUCGGUCUGCCUGAUGUCGCUAGCGAGACGGAACAGUCAAAGGAGAAUCAAGAGUCGGGGUUUGGGGAGCAGAAGCAGCUUCUGACGGCAAUCUAUAGACCGGAGAGUAAGACUGCUUGGAGAGAAGAAUUGCGAGCUGCGAACGAGGAGGCUGAAAAGGCAAAGCAAGAACGGAAGAAGCCGGAGGCUGAAGAUGACCAGCUUGCAAACUUGACCCUGGAGACAGAUGAAGAAGUCAAAACGGACGAGUCUGUCGACAAGGUUUGGGUGACCAAGCGGAGCUUGAAGAGCCAUCUGGAUAUCGUCAGAGCUGUUGACUUUGCGCAUGGGCCCGGGAUCGUGUUGGCGACUGGUGGGGAUGAUUGUACCGUCAAGGUGUGGGCGGUCGACCCAGCAAGUGUCAUGUCUCAUCGACCUGCGGCGCAAGAGGUCGACCCCAUCCAAACACUCCGUGGUCACACCGCCGGUAUCACAGCCGUCACCGUCUCCAGCUCCCUUUCCACCAUCUUCUCCGCUUCCCUCGACUCUACCAUCCGUCUCUGGAAACUCCCGCCGCACGACCACGAUCCCUAUGCUCCUUGGGAUCCGACCACUGCCAUCCAAACCCUCGUGGGCCACACGGAGGCGGUCUGGGAUAUCUGUUUACUGCCGUCACGCGAGAUUGCCAAACUCGGGAGGGAAGCCACCGAAGCCAGGCUCGUUUCUGCCUCUGCGGAUGGUAGCGUCAAGCUAUGGCAAAGGUCUGGCUCGUCAUCAGAAUGGAAACUCUCCAAGACGUUCAACUCUUUCGGGAGCGAUGCCAAGGGAACAGUGGUGCCCACGUCUUUGGCGGUGUACAACCUCGACUUUGGAAAGAUUUUGGUUGGUACAUCGGAUGGGACUGUUAGGCUGUGGGAUGUAGAUACCGGGGAGGAGGUGCAAGUGUUUGGUGGGAAGGAAGGUGAAGGGGAGGCUGCGGGGAGCCAGGUGAACGCCGUGCUGAGUCACCCGACGCUGCCAGCUAUCAUCACUGGUCACGAAGACGGGCAGCUGCGAUUCUACGAUGCCAAGUCUUCCUCAUCAUCAACCCACACCAUCCUCGCCCACCCCUCACCUAUAACAUCCCUCGCCCUGUCCCCCUCCUCGCCAACGUGCAUCCUCACCUCCUCUUCCGACUGCACUGUCCGGCUCUGGGAUCUGGGCAAAAAGACGUCCAUCCAAGAGCUUGCGGGGCACAGAAAGCGCGCAGAUGAAGGUGUUUGUGCAGUGGGGAGCCAUCCAGAGUUGCCUGUCGUUGCGAGUGUAGGAGCCGAUGGUGUAGUCAGGCUCUGGGGUUCCGCUUGA
Cryptococcus wingfieldii CBS 7118 is the source of this 2418-nucleotide messenger RNA. RefSeq names its product nuclear mRNA splicing protein. The transcript is spliced from 7 exons. Lineage: Eukaryota; Fungi; Basidiomycota; Tremellomycetes; Tremellales; Cryptococcaceae. The coding region runs from base 1 to 2418 and encodes 805 amino acids. Gene Ontology annotation, molecular function: protein binding. The record is from RefSeq and is a predicted model, not a curated record.